AUGCUCGAAAAAGCGGGACUGCCAUUCAGGAAAUCCCCCUACUCUGUUCUCGAGGAGGAAAACGGACUAACCGAUGCUCCGAUGUUCUUCUCGAUUGAGGUGGAGGGUGUGACCGCCUUAAAAGCAGCAACCCACUCAACCGACCUGCAAGUCCCCGUAGCGCCGACGGUGAACUCAAUCGAGGUAUCUUCUAUAGUCUUUAAGACCUCCGUAGCAGGAUCUUUACUGCGACGAGUGUGUCUUUUCAUGCAGCGCCUUGACUCCGAUGGCAAGGUAAUUGGUCCCCCAGUUCCCCUAGCAGUAACUGACACCGCCCAGUUUUCUGUUCCCGUGAAGCUGAAACUUUUCACUGGGGAUCGAGUUCGCUUGCUGCUGUUUCAGAGGGGCACGGGACCUGCAGUCAGCGCAGUCAUCUUGAGCGGGUGCAUUCUUAGCAGCGCCGACAGCUAUUUUGCCCCUGGCACGCCACCAGCUUCUCUGCUUUCUUGGACACCCGAGCCUUUCCGCUCUGUCAGAGAGCCAGGAAUAUCCGCCUCUCGGAAGCGGAGUCGCUCUCAGCCGCGGGCUGAGCAGAAUGACUCCGUGCUCGAUGAUGAGCCUCCCACCCUCGUUUAUGCCCCAGUUUGUGGUGGUGAUGACGAGAGCUAG
Molecule: messenger RNA, 648 nt
Organism: Leishmania mexicana MHOM/GT/2001/U1103
Lineage: Eukaryota; Euglenozoa; Kinetoplastea; Trypanosomatida; Trypanosomatidae
Exons: 1
Coding region: 1-648 (215 amino acids)
Source: RefSeq, a predicted model, not a curated record